Molecule: messenger RNA, 2774 nt
Organism: Argiope bruennichi
Lineage: Eukaryota; Metazoa; Arthropoda; Arachnida; Araneae; Araneidae
Product: ras-related and estrogen-regulated growth inhibitor-like protein
Exons: 4
Coding region: 384-1043 (219 amino acids)
Molecular function (GO): GTP binding; GTPase activity
Source: RefSeq, a predicted model, not a curated record
GUGGACAAAGGGCCUCACUGUUUCGACCGCAUCCUCAACAGGCGUGGGAAGAGAGAGGCGAGGCGACGUCUGGCCCGACACCAAAGGCACGCGCCGUGAAGUCGCCUGUGCGCACCCCCUCCUCUCCCCCCUCUUCCAUCAGCACCCGGCAACUACCCUCUUGGAUCCGAGAGGAUGGAAGAUCAGUCAGCUGUCGAGCUCUGAGCAGAGUGGUUGGAUUUUUCUCUUCUCUUUCUUUUCAUCUUGGAUGUCCAUAUUGCAGCGGUCAGUGAUUUAAACCGUUUGCAUGUUAUUAUCGUGAGAUCGGACUCUUAGGUGUUCGGACCUUGUGGACAUUUGUUUGGUACCAGAUUUUUCAGGACUUUGUUUCGCUGUCAAUAAAAAUGAUGCAGAAAUUGCCAUUCGUCAGAAUAUUGGUUCUGGGAGCCCAAGAAGUUGGAAAGACCGCUGUGACGGUACGUUUCCUAACGCAGAGGUUUAUUGGAGAAUAUGAUUCACAAAAAGAUUUCGUAUACAGUUCCACAACGCCAGUCACUGGCUUUCCAGUUGAGGUUGAAAUAAUAGAUACCUCUAGAGAUCAAACUGACAAUAUUCCAGUCGAAAAGCUGCUCGAAAGUACAGCCUUUAUCGUCGUCUACAGCAUCUCUUCAAAAAGCAGUUUCCUAAUAGCCGCUGACUGCGUUCGAAAUCUUCAGUCUCGUGGCCAACCCAUUCUCUUAUUGGCAAACAAAAGAGACUUGGAACACAUUCGAGAAGUUUCCACCGAAGAAGGACAACAACUAGCUAGGGAGUUGGGUGGAGUCUAUUUUGCUGAGGUAUCUGCUGCCGAAAGCUAUCCGGAAGUCGUCGAUGCCUUCAGAAUGGUCCUCAGCGAUGCCUGCUCCAAGUCUCAUGUCAAUUCUUCGCCAACCAACACAACUUCUCGACGUAAGAAGUCUGUCGUGUCAGUCUCAAAGAUCAUCAGCGCUAUGUUUGGGCGAAGCAGCAGUGGCCUGGUCUCUGAUUCUCAUAACCAGAAGAAGAGACCAUCCUUAUCUUUAUGAGAAUCAGCCUCUGGAGAGUCGUCCUCCAAAGAUACCAACUAAGGUUCCUAGCUAUGGAUAGGUUGGUUUAGAGUGCAACUAAGUCAUGAAUAACGAACAAAAUAAGAUGUUUCAGCCUGUUUACGAAUGUGGACUGGAAAUGAAAAUGCCAUCUAUUGGACAUUCAAUUAACUACACGGUGAUAUGAUAAGAUGGUGAAUAUGAUUCUUGGAGUUCUACCACCGUAUACAAGUAUCCACUGGCCACUCGUUUUGUGCUUACUUUUAUACCAUAUUGGAAAAGAAAUAAUACUUAAAUGAACUAUGGACUCACUCAAUACAAAAUGAUACGUGAAAACUAUUCUUGCCAUCUGAAUGAAUGCGGAAAUAUACUUUCAUCUACUGAAUGGAAUUUAUGCAGACUGCUAUACGGGUUUCUAUCCUGACCUGAUGUUUACUUAAAACACACUUCAUGCUAGAUAGUUUUUAUCCUUUCUGAAAAAAAAUCAACCUUUCCAGUUUUAUAAAACUCUUUUUUUUUUUCCUUUUAUUUUUUGAGAAUUGAUGUUUUAUCUAAUCUUGAUAAAUUUAUUUAGCAUGAAUGCGAAUUGUUAGCAAAGAUUUUUUUAUUGUUCUUGGAAGUGAGCUUAUGUUAUGUUUCGUUAAUUUUCACUUUUCUUUCUGUAUGACACCUUUGUAAUAGAUUUCUAGAUAAAAAUAUUGUAGUCUACAAUUUAAUAAUACAAAAAAUAGUUAGUAAUGAAUGUUAUGUAUGUAGAUAGGUAAUAACUUCAUUGUUGAAGAAAAUUCUAUAAUCUUAGUAAAAACUAUAAAUACUUGAUUGAUAUGCCAUAGUCCAGGGCUUCUUAAAUUGUGAGUCAUGUCCCCCUGUUGAGUCGCAAAAAAGUACAUAAGUCACAAAAAUUCUAUCAGGAAAAACCUUUGGAAAAAAGAAUGGCUUGUAAACUGAUAGAAUUUCGAGAAAAUUCUAUCAGGGAAAACCAUUUGAAAAAAAGAAUGAUUUAUAAACUUUUAAACUUAACUUUCGUUUAAAUACAUAAACUUUUAAGUUGUUAUUGAAUAAUGUAUAAUUUUUUAAAAUUUAUUUUCUAAUUUUCUGGCAAAAAUAAGGGAUUACCUUUUGUAAUGAAAUCGGGAUCCUGCUGCAUUUUCAUCCCCCCCCCCAAAAAAAAGGUCACGAAUCGAAACAUUUUAGAAGCCCUGUUUGACAGAUAAUUAAUUAUAUUUCCAGAAUGUUUAAAAGACUUAUUUAAGAAUAAUUAAAAUAAUAUAGUGAUAGAAAUUAGUAAAAAUAUAAUAUAUAUGUCAAUUAUUACUUAGUCAAAAUACAAGAACUUUUAAAAACUCCUAUUUAACCAUAUGUUCAACUAUUUCCUGUUAAAGUGAUAACUAUUGUAGUGCUUCCAUAAUUUACAGUAAAUAUUUUCAAAUUAGAACAAUAAUUAGAAUAAGCUGAAUCUAUGUAUAACCUUUGAAAUUAAUUUUCUGUCAGCGAGUUUAUUGCAAAGUUGAUGCUUACAUGAAAUACUUGAUGUACUUUUAAAAUUCUUCUAGUACUUAGUGGUCAAUGGUACUUAUUGAAAAUCCUUGGGCAACAAAGUUUGUAAAUAUAUUUAUAUGUAAAUAUAUUCUAUAAGAUACCACGUCUUUCAUUUUGCUGUAUUCAAGGAUUGAUGUAAAUAUGUGUAAUUAAAAGUUCUCGUUUUUGUUUUAAUAAAUACUUUUUGCCAUA